GAGGUCACUGAGCUAGACGAGGCGUACUGGAACUCCUUCGACGACGACGCUCCCGAGGAGCCCGAGCCCCCAGCAGUCUCCACACCCGCCACUCCUCCCGCCACUCAACCACGUAUCCACGCACCCGCUCCAAUUGUCCAACCGCGUGCCCUUGUACCUGUUCCGAGCAUCCAGCCCGUCGCCUCGGGGCCGCCCCCGCCCGCCAAUGCACCAGCUAUCGACCCGCCAGAGCUCAAAGCCAAGCCCUAUUACAAUCAGCUUAUGCGGGCCCUCCGAAACGAGUUUGGACUCCAGUUCUUCCGCGCAUUGCAGCUCAAGGCAAUCUGCGAGGUCAUGGACGGCCGCGACGUCUUCGUGCUCUUCCCAACCGGAAGCGGCAAGAGCUUGACGUUCCAGCUUCCCGCUGUCGUCCAAGACGGUCUGACCGUAGUCGUGAGCCCGCUCCGGUCGUUGAUCGUCGACCAGCACAGAGCGCUCCGAAAGCGGCAGAUCGACGUUGAAUACCUCCUAGGCGAUACACCCGAAUCGCAGAAACAGGCUGUGCGGCAGCGCUGCCGAAACGGCAACGCUCCAAAGCUGCUGUAUCUGACGCCCGAGAUGCUGCAGAUGAGCGACUCCAUGGUGAGCGUGCUCAAGCAGGUCCACUCGCAGAACAAGUUGCGGCGCUUCGUUAUCGACGAAGCCCACUUGAUCACAGACUGGGGGCGGACGUUUCGCGAUUCUUAUGUCCAUCUCAGCCAGAUCAGAGUGAUGUAUCCUGGCGUGCCCAUCAGUGCCCUCACCGCUACCGCCAAUGCGGAGGUUCAGGAGGACAUCAUCUCGCGGCUCAAUCUCAAUAUCCGCGAGCAGCUCAAGCUCUCCUUCAAUCGGCAGAACUUGGACUACGAGGUGCGCCUCAAGAAGAAGGACCCGGUGGGCGACAUGGCCGCAUACAUCCUGGAGAACCAUCCGCGGGAUACGGGCAUUGUAUACUGCACGUCUCGCGACCGCUGCGAGGAGGUCGCAAAGAUGCUCCGGGAGAAGUACAACUUGAGCGCGCGACAUUAUCACGCGCAGGUGGCCGACGGGGACAAGAACCGUGUCCAAGAGCUAUGGAGCAGCGGGGAGGUCCAGAUCAUUGUCGCGACGAUCGCCUUCGGCAUGGGCAUCGACAAGGCAGAAGUCCGCUUUGUGAUCCACUUCAGCAUACCCGGCUCUCUGAAGGCAUACUACCAGGAAACCGGGCGCGCAGGACGAGACGGGAAGCUCGCUCACUGCAUCCUAUACUACAGCCAAGCCGAGUACUUCGGUCGCAUGGACCGGAUCAUCAAAGACAAAGACAUCAAGACCGACAUCGAGCGCCAGUGGCAACUGGACGACCUGAAGCACGUCAUGCGCUACUGCACCAACGAGGUGCGCUGCCGGCGGCAGCAGGUGCUCGCCUACUUCGGCGAGGAGUUCGACCCCGCGCACUGCCGCCAGCUCUGCAACAACUGCCGCAACCAGGACGGCAUCCUCAGCGAGGACCACACCGACACGGCGCAGAAGGCGGUCCGCCUGUUCGAGAACCUCCAGCGCAGCGGCGCGCGGCUCACGCGCAACCAGCUCGCGCUCGCGCUCAAGGGCAGCAGGGUCAAGGACAUGGUCAAGAAGGGCGUCACGAACGACCCGCUCUACGGCUCGUGCAGCAACCUCCAGCAGAACGUCCUCGAGCGCGUCGUCGAGGAGAUGUGCCACGCGGGCAUGCUCGCGUCCGAGGUCGUGCAGAACGGGAGCGGUUACUCGAACACGUAUCUUUCGGUAAGUCACCAAGCGCGUCCCGCACUCUGUCUUGCAUCUUACGCUCGCGCAUCCCCUGUAGCUCGGCCCCGCUGUAAACGCGCUGCUGAAAGGACAGAAGAAACUCAAUAUCGUAUUUCGCGUCAAAAACCCAGGCGCCCCUAA
Molecule: messenger RNA, 1923 nt
Organism: Trametes versicolor FP-101664 SS1
Lineage: Eukaryota; Fungi; Basidiomycota; Agaricomycetes; Polyporales; Polyporaceae
Product: ATP-dependent DNA helicase
Exons: 6
Coding region: 262-1923 (553 amino acids)
Biological process (GO): DNA replication; double-strand break repair via homologous recombination
Cellular component (GO): nucleus; cytoplasm; chromosome
Molecular function (GO): four-way junction helicase activity; ATP binding; nucleic acid binding
Source: RefSeq, a predicted model, not a curated record